Molecule: messenger RNA, 970 nt
Organism: Podarcis raffonei (Aeolian wall lizard)
Lineage: Eukaryota; Metazoa; Chordata; Lepidosauria; Squamata; Lacertidae
Gene: KCNE5
Product: potassium voltage-gated channel subfamily E regulatory subunit 5
Exons: 1
Coding region: 327-809 (160 amino acids)
Biological process (GO): regulation of heart rate by cardiac conduction; regulation of ventricular cardiac muscle cell membrane repolarization; membrane repolarization during action potential
Cellular component (GO): membrane
Molecular function (GO): voltage-gated potassium channel activity involved in ventricular cardiac muscle cell action potential repolarization; potassium channel regulator activity; delayed rectifier potassium channel activity
Source: RefSeq, a predicted model, not a curated record
AGUUAAGGAACAAAGAAGCUUUUUAGAGGCGGAGAGACUCUCCCCCCCCCCCGCCCAUCCCCCUUGGAGAGUUCUGGGCGGCAGGCGGCCGAGAGAGGGGGAGAGGCAGGCGCCCCUUGCUUUCUCCCGCAAGGGGGUGGGGUGGGGUAGGCUGCAGACGCCUUUGUCCCUCCAGCGCCAGGCGAGAAGCAGAUGGCCGAGGCGUGAGAGGCCAGCAGGCAACGGCUGUGUUGCCGCUGGGUGGGCGGUGCGCGCCUGCAAGGAAAGGGGCGCGGAGCAAGGAGGCCAAAAGGGACCAGAGGCUAGCGAGCGUGCCAAGGCGACGGAUGCAGGGGCCGAUGAACUGCAGCGAAAGCCUCCGAAUCCAGGUCCUCCUGAGCCGGCUCUGGCAGGAGCUGCACGGCGGCGGCGGCGGCGGCGGCGGCGCUGCUCCCAAUGCCAUCCGCAGAGGCAGCAGCCUCCUCGACGACUCACUCCCGGCGCCAAGCCAGGCGACAGCGUCGGGCAGCAAAGCGGGCGCAGACGACGCUUACCUGUACAUCUUGCUCAUCAUGAUAUUCUACGGCUGCCUGGCCGGGGGCCUGAUCCUGGCCUACACGCGCUCCAGGAAGCUGGAGUCCAAGCACGACCCUUACCACUUGUACAUCGAGAGCGACUGGACGGCGAGAGCGGGAAGCCUGGGAAGGGGUGCAGGAGGACCAGGAGCGAAGCUGGCGGUGGCGGCCGGGGAGCCUGGCCUGGGCGAGGGGAUGCCGGCGGCUGCCGGCGGGGAGAGGGGGAGCAGCGGCGACGACAGCGAGCAUCUGUGAGAGAGCGGGAAGGCUCCGGAGGAGGAUCGGAUCGGCCCACCCCAAAUCUGAAGAAGUGCUCUCGGGGGUGGGGGGUGCGGUCCGCUCAAAGGCUGGAAUUCUGAACUGCGACCUGCGCCUCUCAGCUCGGCGGGGGCAAAGAAACAACAACAAAAAUUAAC